Molecule: messenger RNA, 750 nt
Organism: Solea solea (common sole)
Lineage: Eukaryota; Metazoa; Chordata; Actinopteri; Pleuronectiformes; Soleidae
Gene: npvf
Product: neuropeptide VF precursor
Exons: 3
Coding region: 37-669 (210 amino acids)
Biological process (GO): negative regulation of gonadotropin secretion; neuropeptide signaling pathway
Molecular function (GO): signaling receptor binding
Source: RefSeq, a predicted model, not a curated record
UAAGGCAUCUUGAGAGAUUAUGUCUCCUCGCGUUGCAUGUUGACCACGAUGUUUCUGUCAGUGCUCCUGAUGGUGGGAGGCCUUGGAGGAGCAGCAGCAGCAGCAGCAUCUGACCUCCAGGUCUCUGGGAAAUCAAUCUCUGGCGAUAAGACUUUGCUGAGCGGCAACGACAGACGAUACGCAGUGAGGAGGCAGCAGCCACACCAACACACAAGAAGUGAAACCCGCAGGAGUUUGGACCUGGAGAGGCUGAACAUGCAGAUGACCCCAACCUCCAGCAAAAGCAAAAGCAAAAGCAGCAGCCCCACCAUCGUCAAGCUCUUACAGCCCACAAUCCAGCCUCACAGGCACGCCAACAUGCCCAUGCGCUUCGGCAGAGACAGCGACCCCGAUAAUGACAACUCACCAAACUCCCCCAACAUGCCUCAGAGGUUUGGUCGGGCCUGGAAGGUGACUCGAGUGUGUGCCCAGUGUGAUGAAGAACUGAACUCAGCGCUGCCUCAGAGAUUUGGGAUGAACAGUCUUUACUGGAGAUUUCUCAACACUCUGGCCAGUAAACAGAUUAUCAGCGCGGGCUUGCAUUGGGCUGCAGUUUAUGACUUUACCACUAAGAAGUGGAAAUGGAAGAAAAACCCUGCAAAGAAUGAAGACACGGCCCAACUAUACUAGAUCAUGAUAGCUAUGUAAAUAUCAACAUACACUGUUUUUACUGAAGUCAAGAAAACUGAGGGAAAUUAAAAACAAAAAAAA